UGGAUGGUGGGCGAAAACACGAUAAAAAAAUAAAAGUUGUUUCUGCCGAACAAAACCAAUUGGAAAUGCCAGUGUUUCAGUGACUGUGAAAAGUAUGCAGAUAAAUCCAGUUAAAAACAAGAGACGAUGCAGACUGCCAGAGCCAGUUCCUCGCAGAAACUCCACGAAUAAGAAGCCACAAACCAUGUGAUGCAGCAGCGGAGGUCGAGAGGUCGGAACACGCAGCCUACAAGUAGCUAGGUCAACCACACACAACCCCCGCACCACACACAGGCACGCAGACGCCCGGACGCGGAACCAGAAUCCACGCGACAGCCGCCAGAUGAGCUGGCUGCCGGGGCUCCUGGGCCUGCAGCUCCUGCUGCAGUUCCUGUGGCUCCUGCGGCUGCCCGGCGAGCUGCUGGCCAUUCCCACGCCGCUCAAGUUGCCAGGUUACACCCACAGGUUGACUCCCUACAUCAAACACUGGGAGGCGGCGAACUUCGAUCGCGGUGUGCUGCAGGCGGCCCAAGUCAGACACCUCGAACAGGCUCGCUUCCGGCAGAAGCGACAUGUGGAGGAGGCCAGCUCCACACCGAGUGGCUUGGCGCACACCAUUCGCUUAAAUUUCUCCGCCCACGACAGAGAUUUUCGCUUGGUGCUGCGUCAACAGCCACAUUCGGUGUUCGCCCACGACGUGGAGAUCGAGAACACACUGGGCCCCAUCGAUUACGAUGUCUCCCGCAUUUACACAGGCAGCCUGGAGGAUGACGAGGCGGCCCAUGUACAGGCUAUUCUGACCAGCGACAACCUGCUGGACGGGACGAUAGAGACUCAAGCUGAGCACUAUUACAUAGAGCCGGCGCAGCGGUACUCCCAGCAGCUGGCCGAGAGUGGUGUCCACAGCAUAGUCUAUAAGUUAAGUGAUGUAAAUAUGCAGAAGGAACAGUUUACAGGCGGAGGACUCAACUCUGCGGCGCCCGUUAAGACGCACUGCGCCAGUGAGAAACUGAGAAAGAAACGCUGGCUGCCAGAGGAGCUGGCCAUGUCGGAUGCUCCUGCGCCCACAUAUAAUCGCAAUCCGCCCCUGCCGCUGGAUUUGGAGGUGCCCUACAAUGACGACUUCCGUGUGCUGGCCUCCGAGGAGGACAAGAGCGACGAGUCGCCCAGGAAGUACCCAACAACAUCCACAACCAGAAGCACUGUGCGCAGCACGGAGAGCUUCCUGGCCACGCUGACGAAACCCACGUCGAAUCGCAACAUACUUGUAAAUAACUACAAUCCCUCCAAUGUCGGCGAGGGCAGUCGCAGCUACAGCAAUAGCAACAGUAAUAGUAAUAAUAAUAACAAUAGUGGUGGCAGCAGUAGCAGCAACAACAACAACAAUGUCCGGAAGUUGUACACGAAGCACAAGAACAUCAUUGUGAGCACGUACAAUCGACCCAUCGAACCGGAAUUCGGUACGCCCUACGAGGAACCCAACAACAAUGGCAACAGCAGCAGGGGCGACCUGCCCAGUAACUUCUUCAAUGCCAAUUGGACGACACUAUUUCUGGGUAACCAAAACAAUGGCAAUGACCGGCCAAGCCACAAGACGCACGUGGAGAUUAUUACCAAGAAUGGAGCCACCAAGAAGCCGAAUAUAAUUGUGAAUAACUAUAAUCCUGAGAUUAUAUUUGCUCCCAAUCCGCACAAUCCGAGCUUCAACAGCAUGCUGAUGACGAAUCUUCUCAGCGGUCGUGGCGAGGAUAUUCAUAGUUCCCCGCGUCUGCUCUACGAUCGCAAGACCACUUGCAUGUUGUACCUGCAGGCGGAUCACACGUUCUUCCAGAAAAUGGGCUCAGAUGAGGCAUCCAUCGAAGCCAUUACGCGGCAUGUGCAGCGGGCCAAUACGAUAUACCGAAAUACAGACUUCAACAAUGAUGGAAAGCCGGAUAACAUUACAUUCAUGAUUAAGCGCAUCAAGGUGCACAACAUGAAUGCGAUGAAGGAUCCCAGCUAUAGAUUUCCGGGAAACUAUGGAGUGGAGAAGUUCCUGGAACUGUUUUCGGAGGAAGACUAUGAUGCCUUUUGCUUGGCCUACAUGUUUACCUAUCGGGAUUUCGAGAUGGGAACUUUGGGUUUGGCCUGGACAGGUGAUCUGAAGAACGCAGGUGGUGUGUGUGAAAAGAAUGGUCACUAUAGAGGUUCCCUAAAGUCUCUGAACACGGGCAUAGUCACCCUGCUGAACUAUGGAAAGCAUGUGCCUCCCGCUGUGUCACAUGUGACAUUGGCCCACGAAAUUGGUCAUAAUUUUGGCUCUCCGCACGAUCCGGAGCAGUGUACGCCUGGUGGUGAGGAUGGUAACUUCAUCAUGUUUGCCCGCGCCACGUCGGGAGACAAGAAGAACAACAACAAGUUCAGCACAUGCUCGUUGAAAUCGAUAGAGCCAGUGUUGAAUGCCAAGGCACGUUCCAUGAAAGGCUGCUUCACAGAGCCGCAGUCAUCGAUUUGCGGCAACGGAGUGGUGGAGCCGGGUGAGCAAUGCGACUGCGGCUGGGAGGAGGAUUGCAAGGACUCGUGCUGCUUCCCCAUGUCGCGGCAGCCGCGUAUCGACGAGACUCCCUGCACCCUGACACCGCAUGCCCGAUGCAGUCCCUCGCAAGGACCUUGCUGCACCACCGACUGCAAGCUGAAGUUUGGUGAUAAGUGUCGCGAUGACAACGGCUGUCGGGAUCCUUCAUUCUGCGACGGACGGGUGCCCCAGUGUCCGCCAUCGGUGAAUAAGCCAAACAAGACCAUCUGCAACAAGGAGUUCGUCUGCUACAUGGGCGACUGCACUGGGAGUAUUUGCCUGGCUUAUGGCCUUGAAUCGUGCCAGUGUAUUCCGGGGCCCCAGGACGAUCGGAUUAAGUCGUGCGAGCUGUGCUGUAAGCUACCCGGCGAGGAUAAUCCCUGCCGCAGUUCAUUCGAGUGGAAUGAGGCUCCCUUCGAUGUGCCCGAUAUGUACUCGAAGCCGGGAACGCCCUGCAAUGACUACAAUGGAUACUGUGACGUCUUUCAAAAGUGUCGAGAGGUGGAUCCCUCUGGUCCUUUGGCCACUUUGCGAAAGCUCUUGCUUUCGGAGGAGAGCAUUGCCACCUUCAAGAAGUGGAUGCAGCACAACUGGUACACAGUGGCCCUGGCUGCCAUUGGCGUUAUCCUGCUUCUGGCGCUGAGCACAAAGCUGCUGGCGAAGCGAUCGAAUCUGAAGCUUAAAUCCGUCACCAUUAUACACAGUGCCACCACGGAGACAGUCAGGCUGCCGGAGAACAACAAUGGAGUGAUAGUACACACCGCCGUGCGGACAAAGGUUCCAUUUAAAAAGAAGGUACGUGGUGAGAGAACUAAGAAACCAGGAACGGCGACAACGGGAGCGGUGACAGGAGUGGCUGGAGUAACUGCAGCAACUGGUGUGACAUCCCGAGGAGCUGCCAAAAACAUUGUCAAUGCAGAGCCCAAGAAGACAGCACGGUCCCAGGCUAUAAACAAGAAGAAAUCCCUCGAGGAGGAGCCGAAGAAAUCGAGCAAAAAGCUGGGCAAGCACAUGAAGGAAAUUAUCGACUACUCGCACCGCAACAACAACGGCGCAGAUGAUGCCUCCAACUUGUCGACCACCAACAACCACACCAACACCUUUGGUAAGGUGCAAAAGUGGCUACUGGAAUCACCCAUUGUGGCACAACCUUUGUCCCAUAUCGAGCACAGUUCUCGGGUUCGCAAAGUGAUGAGCAAAUCGCAGUCAACUCCCGAAAGGCUGGUGCAGAAGACGCCCCAGAAGACCAAGUCCAUGGGUAAUCUGUCCAACGAGAAGGUCAAGCUACAGGUGGUGUAUAAGCCGCCCUUCAAAUUCUCCCUGCGUCUGUCUAAGAAGCCCAAGGUGAAGACCCAUGUGGUGGGCGCUGGAGUUCGACCCAAGCGAGGCCAAAAGACCAGUGCUGGCCGAGCGGCUGGACCAUCUGCCUCUGCCACCAAGGAUGCCACGACACGCGCCAAAAGGAGUGCCCUGCUGCUCUGCAACGAGGCUGAGGACGACAACCAGAUCCUCACACUCAACGAGCCCAACUAUGAGACCUUAAAGCCGCCAACGCCACCCCGUUCCAUGGAACAUUGCUACGAAAACGUGGAUAUGCAGGUCGAGGCCUCCUCAUCGAAGCCCAGCAGUAGCAGUAAAGUGGCUCCUAGCUCACAGAAUAGAGCGAGCCUCCUGGAGGCUGCUCCUCAACCAGCGCCAGUGCCUGUCCAAAGGAGCUCCUAUCGCAGAUCAAACUCUCUGUCCAACCACAAUCCCUUCGCAGCAGCUCCUCGUCGGAGCAGCAGUAAGGCCAGCGGAUCGGUGAACUUAACGCGCAACUUUGGAAGCACUCAGAAUCUGAUAAAUCUAAGUCAGAAUCUUGCCAAAACCAAAAAGCGCAGCAGCUUGAACCUUAAGGCUAGCAGUGGAGGAAACAGUGGAGCAACGAGGGGACCCAAGGAUCCACCUACAAUGGCAGUUGCUUCGCCUCAGAGACGUUCCUCUUCGAAUGCGAAUCUACGCCGGGAUAGCAGUGUCUCCUCUUCGAAGGCAGUACCCGUUCCUCCGACAAGAAACUCCCGGAACAGCUUCAGCAACAUUCCCAGAGCAAGCCUAGGAGGAGGAGGAGGAGCGAACGGUAACUCCAGUGCCACUUCAGGGCCUCCGCCCAGUUUCUCUCGCCAAUCUUCCAGCAGCACAGCGACCAGCAGCUCCUCUCUUGCUCCACCCGGAGCAGCCUUGCAACAAUCCGCCUCUACCAGCGCCAUGCAGCGCCAACCGCCCACACAGGCCACGAGGAGAAGCCUCCAAAACUUUCGGUCGCGUUCCAAUGCAGCUGGUCCACCGCCCCCAGUUGCUGGUAAGCCAGGAACAGCAGCGGGAGCACCUGCUGCUGAGAACAACGAGCUGCCCUCCGAUCUGGAGGUGGUCGUCUCCGAUGUGGAGAACCUGGUUAGCUAAGGGCAGCCGGUCCGGGUCCGGUUCCCAUUCCGAUUCCGAUUCCAGUUCCCCAAACCAACCAAGUGAAAGUGAUAAGUCUUAAUGUUAGUUAUACAAAUUGUCGCAUAGGUUUACUUGCAUACAUAUAUAUAUAUUUGUACAGACAUUACAUUAUAUAUAUGUGUACUUUACACUGCCUUAAACUUGCCGUUUCUGCUGAAUAUGUGAAUACCACGCCCACUCACCCGACACUCGGACACACAGACAACACUCAACUCAAUUCAACCGCAUUCCACGCACAUUGCCACGCCCAUAUAAAUACCCCGACCAAGACUGCAUCACAGCAGCGUCCACGGAACCAAUCACCCAAGCGCCCAACCCGCCCACUGAAGCCACUAACGCCACCGCAAUCCCAACCGCCAGCCGCACUCACCGCACUUUGUACCUUUAAAACUGUUUACUGUUAUACUGAGUAUUGUGUAAAUUUAGUUUUGGCUAAAAGUAUCAUGCUACCAGCUGCAAAUUUUGUGAGUU
This is a messenger RNA of Drosophila serrata, 5485 nucleotides long. It is a transcript of the gene Kul, whose product is annotated as Kuzbanian-like. Gene Ontology annotation, molecular function: metalloendopeptidase activity. Gene Ontology annotation, cellular component: plasma membrane. NCBI's taxonomy places the organism in Eukaryota, Metazoa, Arthropoda, Insecta, Diptera, Drosophilidae. Gene Ontology annotation, biological process: membrane protein ectodomain proteolysis; Notch signaling pathway. The record is from RefSeq and is a predicted model, not a curated record.